AUGCAAGGAAGUUAUUCAUGUCCUUUCGAUUAUCAGGAAUUCGAAUCUCGUAGCGAGCUUGAAGCCCACAUUGAGCGUCGGCAUGUGUGCUACCAGGCUGACGAUCCUGAAGCAGAUAAUGGGCGUAAUGACCGAACUUCCUCCAGUUCUAGUUUUUUGAGCUUCGGCGAUGAAGGAGCACCGCUUCCUUCAGCUCAGUCUAAAAGAAACCUUUCAUCAAUUUUGACUGAUGUAAAAAUACCAGAAAAUCCUUUGAGCGACAUUGGCUCAUUGACAGAAAAAAGAAUUUUACAGAUCUCGAAAUCUCCGAAUCUCGGGGCGCUAAAAGAGCUUAAACUUAAUGGAAAAGGACUAAGCCAGUUUGAAACGAACGAUCAUAUCAACUUAUCAAGGCUUUUUAACUUGAAGAUUCUAGAUCUUUCUGAUAAUUAUAUUACAAGCUUGCGUGGAGUGGGUCAGUGCACCAACCUAAGAUACUUGAAUGUCAAUAAUAACAGUAUCGAAGAUUUAUCUCCAUUACAAGCGUUAAUUAGACUCAGUACAUUUAAAGCGGCACAUAAUAAAAUAAAGGAUAUCUCGCCACUUAGAAUAUGCAAAAGAAUUGUGUGUCUAAAAGUGAGCAAUAACCAAAUUUUCAGUUUCGAAAAUACUUUAGAAGUUUUAAAAGGAUUCCCAAAGUUAACUCAUCUUUCAAUUUUUAUGAAUCCUUGCAUGGUUAAGACAAAAGACUCCAAAGACAAAUUGCUCUAUCACCUCUGGCUAGAAAAAUUAGACUCGGUUCAUGUCAAUAAUGAAGAUCGUCAGCAGGCAACUCAAAAAGUCCCAAUAAGCCUAAGAAGAGGAAGCCAUAUUAAGUUAAUGGAAGAAAAUUCAGACCUUCCGAGAAUGGCAAUUUCAGAAUUGCAUCAUAGAGACACAAAAGAAAAAAAUGCAGAAUUAGAAACUCAAAUUAACGCAUUAAAAGAAGAGAAUGCAAAAUUAAGAGAAGAACUAGGAAAUGUCUGACAAUUACUUGGCACAAUUAUAAAAAGCCGAGAUGAAAGUGGACAAGGAAAACUUUUACUUUCAGAGUUUAAAAAAUUGAAAUUACUAGAAAAUAUUAAAGAAGAGGAAGAAGAUUAUUAA
Molecule: messenger RNA, 1125 nt
Organism: Blepharisma stoltei
Lineage: Eukaryota; Ciliophora; Heterotrichea; Heterotrichida; Blepharismidae
Source: the annotation of a GenBank genome assembly